AUGACGGUGCCUCUUGCAUUGCUAAUACUCGUUUCAACCAUUGUCCUGCGUGUGCUGUACAAACUAUGGUCAAGGAUAUCUGUCGCCGACAUUCCUGGCCCAAAGCCGGAGUCAUUCUGGAUUGGUAACUUGCAACAAAUACGCCGGCAGGAAGUCGGUACCAUGGACGCGCAAUGGGGAGAAGCAUAUGGGAAGAUCGCGCGUGUGAAGGUCGCGCUAGGGAUGGACGCAUUGUGGGUUAGCGACCCGCAAGCACUGCAUUACAUUCUGCACAAGUCGGGAUAUACCUUCGAGAAGACACCAGAGCGCACAGUACUCAGCAAACUGCUUGGAGAUGAUGGGCUUGAUGGAGCAGAUGCGGAAACUCACAAGCGACAGAGGAAGCUAAUGGACCCUGCCUUCGGCGCACCUGUGAUCAAAGCUCUCUUCCCCACGUUUGUGCAGUACGCGGAGAUAUUAUCCACUAAAUGGAGCAAGCUCGUCGAAAGCUCACCAGGUGCUCCUUGCGUCAUAAAUGUCGCAAGCCACCUGAAUGUCGCUACCGUUGACGCUGUUUGCGAGACAUCAUUCGACUACCACACCGGAUGCUUGGAGAACGCCGAUAAUGAGCUUGCAAAGUCAUACAUGAACCUUAUGGCUGUUGUCGCUUGUCGACCGUCGGACGCGAGGCUAGUACUCGACAACCUAGCUGAAUUCCUCACAGAGCCAGUUGCCACCUGGUUAUGCCGGGUAUUGCCAGGAGAGGCCUUCGCGAAGCUGCGUCGGAACAGGCAAGCAGCACACAAAGUUGCGGAAGAACUCAUCGAGACCAAAGUUGGCAAGGACAUCUCAGGGACAGGGAAGCGCGACGUCAUGAGCAUCUUCGCACAAUCAAGCACAUCUCCGGACCCGAGCACCCACAUGAGCCGCUAUGAGGUCAUCUCGCAGAUGCGCUCGAUCAUGUUCGCGGGCUCGGAGACGACGACGAGCACGAUGAGCUUCGCGCUGCUCGAGCUCGCGCGACAUCCUAAGUACCAGGACCGCCUGCGCGCUGAGAUUCGUGUCGUAGAGAAGAGCAUCCGCGCACGAGGGCUCACCGCUGCGGACGCGGACGCCAUGCCUUUCCUCCAGGCAUUUAUUAAGGAAGUCGUGCGUGUCCACCCGGCUGUGCCGUACAUGUAUCGGCGGCCUGUGAGAGACGAGGUGCUGCCGCUGUCCACGCCCAUCACGACGCGGUCGGGGAAGGUCAUCAGCGAGGUGCCUGUCCGCAAGACUCUGCGCCUAAUACUGUCUGUUCCUGGAUAUAACAUGGAUAAGGAUGUAUGGGGUGAGGAUGCACAUGAGUUCAACCCUGAGCGCUUCCUCAGGCCGACGGAGAAGAAUGGGCCCAACGUCGGAUUGUGGGCAAAUACAUUGACGUUCUCCGCCGGCGUCCGCGGCUGUAUUGGCUGGAAGUUUGCGCUGUACGAGAUGCAGGCGUUCCUCUUCGUUCUGGUUUCUCGGUUCCAGUUUUCGCUUACAAAGGACAUCUCUCGUCUGAGGAGAGAAUAUGCAGGCUCGUUGGUGCCCACGCUGGAGGGUGAGGUGGAAAAGGGGGCACAGCUACCGCUCGGCGUCUCUCUUGCAGAGCAACAUCAAGACUAGCGUGUAUGUGACUCGCCUUAUCAUUAUUAAUACUGUGUGUUCAGGUCU
This is a messenger RNA of Postia placenta MAD-698-R-SB12, 1671 nucleotides long. RefSeq lists its product as hypothetical. The coding region runs from base 1 to 1623 and encodes 540 amino acids. Gene Ontology annotation, molecular function: monooxygenase activity; iron ion binding; heme binding. The record is from RefSeq and is a predicted model, not a curated record. Lineage: Eukaryota; Fungi; Basidiomycota; Agaricomycetes; Polyporales; Adustoporiaceae. The transcript is spliced from 11 exons.